Molecule: messenger RNA, 7529 nt
Organism: Dromiciops gliroides (monito del monte)
Lineage: Eukaryota; Metazoa; Chordata; Mammalia; Microbiotheria; Microbiotheriidae
Gene: RCOR1
Product: REST corepressor 1
Exons: 12
Coding region: 128-1657 (509 amino acids)
Biological process (GO): negative regulation of DNA-templated transcription; regulation of transcription by RNA polymerase II
Cellular component (GO): transcription regulator complex; histone deacetylase complex
Molecular function (GO): transcription corepressor activity
Source: RefSeq, a predicted model, not a curated record
AGUCCCGGGCCCCCGGUCCCCUCGGCGGGCGGCGGGCGCGCCCCCCUCCCUGCGCCCUCGCGGCGAGCCUCCCCUCCGCCUCGCUCCUCAGCCCCACUUUGCUCCCUCCUCCCCGCCGUCCCCUUCGAUGCCAGCCAUGGUGGAGAAGGGCCCGGAGGUGCUGGGGAAGAGGAGGGGAAGGAAUAAUGCCGCUGCCUCCUCGGCCGCCGCUGCCUCCAACGCCGCCAACGCCGCCACUACCACCACCACUGCUGCCUCCUCCUCCUCUGCCUCCUCCUCCUCCUCCGCCGCAGCCGCUGCUGCCGCCGCCUCAGCCUCAGCCUCGGCCUCGGCCGCCUCUGCCUCCUCCGCUGCAGCCUCCGCCUCGGCCGCCGCCGGUUCCGCCAAUAAUGGUCAUAAUAAAAGUUUGGCCACGGCCGCCGCCGCGGCGCCCAAUGGAAACAGCACCAACUCCUGGGAGGAAGCGAGCUCGGGCUCCUCGAGUGAUGAAGAGCAUGGAGGAGGUGGCAUGAGAGUCGGACCCCAGUACCAGGCAGUGGUCCCUGAUUUUGAUCCUGCUAAAAUUUCAAGGCGCUCUCAGGAAAGAGAAAAUCUUGGCAUGCUGGUAUGGUCACCUAAUCAGAAUCUAUCAGAGGCAAAAUUAGAUGAAUACAUUGCCAUUGCCAAGGAGAAGCAUGGGUAUAAUAUGGAGCAGGCACUUGGGAUGCUUUUUUGGCAUAAGCACAAUAUUGAAAAAUCCUUGGCUGAUCUACCCAACUUUACCCCAUUUCCAGAUGAGUGGACUGUGGAAGAUAAAGUUCUGUUUGAACAGGCCUUUAGUUUUCAUGGGAAAACUUUUCAUAGAAUCCAACAGAUGCUUCCUGAUAAGUCUAUAGCCAGUCUAGUGAAAUUUUACUAUUCUUGGAAGAAGACAAGAACCAAAACCAGUGUAAUGGAUCGUCAUGCUCGGAAGCAGAAAAGAGAACGAGAAGAAAGUGAGGAUGAACUGGAAGAAACAAAUGGAAAUAACCCAAUUGACAUUGAGGUUGAUCCAAACAAGGAAAGCAAAAAGGAGGUACCACCAACCGAGGCAAUUCCUCAAAUCAAAAAAGAAAAGCAUAGUACACAAGCUAAAAAUAGGGCCAAGAGGAAACCUCCCAAGGGAAUGUUUCUUUCUCAAGAAGAUGUGGAAGCAGUUUCUGCCAAUGCUACAGCUGCUACUACAGUGCUAAGACAACUGGACAUGGAAUUGGUUUCAAUCAAACGACAGAUUCAGAAUAUUAAACAGACAAACAGUGCUCUCAAAGAAAAACUUGAUGGUGGAAUAGAACAGUAUAGACUUCCAGAGGUUAUUCAGAAGUUUAAUGCACGUUGGACCACAGAAGAACAGCUUCUUGCUGUACAAGCAAUCAGGAAAUAUGGUCGAGAUUUUCAGGCAAUCUCAGAUGUUAUUGGAAACAAAUCAGUGGUACAAGUGAAAAACUUUUUUGUAAAUUACCGACGCCGCUUCAACAUUGAUGAAGUCUUACAAGAAUGGGAAGCAGAACAUGGCAAAGAAGAAACUAAUGGAACUAGUACCCAGAAACCUAUAAAGUCCCCAGAUAAUCCCAUUAAAAUACCUGAAGAAGAGGAGGAGGCCACUUCUGUUCUUGACGUCAGAUAUGCAUCUGCUUCAUGAAAGACUUGAGUAGCUUAGAAUAAUUUGCAUUAACUACUGUUAUUCAAGAUAUCAGGUAUUACCGAACCUCAGACAGCCAUCUGCAUCAUACCUAUGUGGACAAGCAGCUAUUACCAAAAAAGGCAAACACUUCCAGUCCUGUGCUGCAACUGCCUUAAUUCUUUGCUCAUUCCUCUGCAUUGCCUCCACUUCCCAGUUUGCUUUUCGUUUCAUCGGUACCUGCCUGAAUGCUGGGGAGGAAUCAUCACGUCCCACCUAGUUUGUGGGUUUGUUUUUGAACUGUCUCCAUAAAUAGGAGUUACUCUCCCAACAGUCUCACUGUAAUCGGCAGGGUGUGGAAGGGGGAGAAGAGUCAGCUCAGAAGGUCUAACUCUGUAUUGCCUGUAAUCUUUGCUUUGUGCGUAUUGUAAUUAUAAUAGUGACACUGUUAGCUUUCCAGGAAGAGCCUCCUAUUCAUUUUUGAGUUGACUGACCACCCCUGAGACAUCAUGCUUUUUCUGAAAACAUAGUCUGUGUUUGUAAACUGCAUCGUGACUCUUUAGUGCUGAGUGUCCCAAUGCCAUUCGUGGUCUCCUCAACUUAGGUCCUAAUGAUGGUUUAUAAUUGUCAGACCAUAAUGGGAUAAUGGCAGGUGUCUCAUUUAAGCCAACCCCUAAUAAUCUGUCUUGGUGGAAAAUUCACUAGUAGUGAACAGACCAGCCUAAGUUACUGUAGCUUCAAAAUUUGGUUGACUAAAGUGCCCCCCCCCCAACUUGUCAUUUUGCAUUGUAGCCCUGGUCAGGCACACCUUCCCCUACACUCUACUCCCUGCCUUUUUCAGUACCCUUAGAGAUUGAAUCCAAACAACUUUAUCUGGUGCUUAUCCAUUUGGAAUUGGUGCCUUUCACAUUGGGCAUCCGUAUCACCAUUACGCUUCAAUGUCAUCUUCUUUCCUUAAAGCUUGCUGCUUGCCAAAGAUGAUUGUAUUUAAAUGAGGAGUGGCCAGCAUGAGUGUGCUUGCCAUAGACCCGAACAGGAGCACAGGUUUAGAAUUUCUCCUUAUUUAUGAGUGGUUGAAUGGCUGGUGACUACUUAGUGAAAGCCCACUGCAUUUUCCUUCUUCUUUGUACGACUUGUCUCUUAAUCACAACCCCCUUUGUGUAGCUAUGCACCAACAUUUGCUAACAAAAAUACACGAGUCAAAGGAUAGGGUGUAGAAAUGAUUGGUCAGCUUUUUGAUCUAAAGAGACUAUGAUAAAAAGAAAUAUAGUCCAAGGCAGUAUGAUAAUGCCCUUUGGUUAGAUCGAUAAAACAUGUCUGACCAAGGCUUUAAGAUUUAGAGAAUAGAUUUCUUUAAAGCAGGCCUUGUGUAUGCAAAGAUGGAGGAGGAGCAGACUAGCAAGCCACAGAUUCAGAUCUGUGUUAAACUCAGCCUGCAUUUUUCUAGGUAUAAUUAACUUGUUCCUAUCAUCAUCAACUUUGAUUUCUAGUUUCUGUUUUCAAUACCAAAAACAAAAAAUGCUUGCCAGAUGCUUUAAGGUACAUUUUCUUAAGAACUUAAAAUAUGCAAUUAAAAUUGGACAUGUGUUUUUAAGUCCCUCUGUGCACCUUGCUUUUUAAGCUUAUUGAUCCUCUACUUAGGAAGAGGGUCAUCUGGGAACUGUAGAUUUUUAGAAAUGCUUCUGGAGAAAGAUUACUCAAGUACAGAAGUCGGAGGGAAGAGAACAUUUCAUUUUUCCUUUUUGCACCUAAAUGAGGUCUGUGUGUUGCUUAGUGGAAGCUAUUGAGGAAAUCAGAGGAGGAAAGAUGAGAGGGGCAGCAACUGGUUGCUCUUGCAUGAUGACAGUAGGAGUAUAACACUAGAAUAAUCACCUUUUAAAAAGAAAAAACAAAACAGCCAGCCUUCUGCUGAAUUGGGGAAUUGGCAGGGAUGGUGUAGGGAAGAAUCGAGGGACAAUUUUGCAACAACAUAUGCUUUCUCUAUGCUAAUGGCAACACAUCAGCAACUUGUGCUGCAGGCACCCUCUUGGCUUUGCCAAAAAGCUCAUUUCAUCUACCACAGAUAGUCUUAGUAAGAAAUAGUUCCUUAUGGCAGUGCUUUGGAAGCCAGAUGCUAUUGCCUGUAAUUUAGAAUGGCAAACAGGUCAAUACCACCAAGUCUUUAAUCUUUAGUGAAUUAGGCUCCAGUCCCCGUCAAGCUUCCUACCAUUCAUGUUUCCUAGCAAAAAAGUUUUGGCACACUCCCUAAGGGAUAAUAAAUAGCAUAUAAUUUUUGUUUGAUAGAAGGAAAAAAAUAAGUGACCCAUCUUUGCUUGACUGCUGCCAUUGUAGCUAUAUACAUGAGAUAGCACUGUAUUUUUACCUUUGAUUUUCAUUACACUGUCUUUGCGAUGAUGUUUUAAAUGUAAGAAAUUGCUUAACUUUAAAAGCUAAGCAGUUUGGUCUUAUUUCUAUUAAGACCCCUUUUAAUGGAUCAAGAAUUAUAUGCAUCAAAUGGUGGCAUUCAGACGUGUGAAAGUCUGCAAUGAUAACUGCAGAAGAUGUAAUGUUCACUUAAAUUUUGUUUUCUUAAAAAUUAUCAAUGUGAAUGUCAUAAUUAUAAAUUUUAGCGGAAACGGGAAUUUAUUUCUCCUAAUUAUAAGUUAUUGUGCAAAAUAUGGUAUCAUUAAAGCAAAUGAUAGUUUAACUUUUAGUUUAGAAUCCCCCAGAGAUAUAAAGUGUAUGCAUAAGCAAAUUACAUUUGUUUUAUUUAAUUUUUCAUAGGUGUGUAAAAUACUAGGUAAAGAUUUUUCCACUUAACCAUUUAAACACCUUGUUACUUGAAUAUUGUGUUAAAUGUUCCUGAAACACAGUGAUCAAUUUUGUAAUAUAGCUCUCUUAACCAAGGAAAUGACUAUGCCUCAGUUGUGCUUAAUAGUUGAGCAGUUGUGGACAAUUACAGUAUAUGCUCUGGUCCACAGGAGCCAUAGGUAGUAUAUAUAACACAACCAUUGUGUUGUGUCUUGUUAAGUUCAUACCAAUAAAGAUACUGCUUUCCUGAUAGUUUCCUGAUAAAAGUUUUCAACCCAGAGGAUCCCUUAAUGGUCACACAUAAGCCUCUAAUCUACAGAAGGUCAUUGGGUUUUAAAACUCCAACCAUGGUGUUCAAACUAGUUUUUAAAAUGUCCUUUAAAAAGUUCUCUUAAACAUACCUGUACCAAUUAAAUAUACUCAUCGUCACUUUAAAUUUAAACUGUGCCCUAUAUUUGUCUUUCUAAAUAUCUGAUAUACUGUUGGUAUAAUUGCACACCAAAUAUGAGCCAAACAGUGCAUUACAGUUCACUUGGGCCACUGCUAGGUGAGCCCAGGGCAGCCACGGACUCCUCAAUUGAGCCAAGGCCCUACAUACAGCACCAAGCCGAAAUAAGAGCCUCUCAGUUUCCCUUGUUUUAAAGUCUAUUGACAAAUGACCUAGGAUUCAAGCUUUUAAAACAAAAUUAAUUCCUGUUCUCUUUAUUGACUUGAGGUAGUUUUUAGCUAGUCUGAUGCUGAUGAUCCCGUGCAGGGGCCUAAUUGCCUACAAUCUUUCAGCCACUCCCUGGAUUUGUGGAGCUUUUUCUGUUGAUCGUGAAGCACAAUUGCAGUAACAGUUCAGAAGAAGGAAGGUCAGUAUAGUCUAUGCAUGUUGUAUAAUAAUGAGUGUUUACAGUCAUAUUCUCUGAAGAUGAAAAUUUAUACUGGAUUGUAUAGUAUUAUUCCAUUAUGUAGAUUUUAUCAAUUUUGUUAAGUGCUUUUAGACAGCUUAAAAAGUUUUUCAAGAUUUUAAAAGAUGUAUAAGGUUAAGUUUGCAAAUAUAAUGGAAAUGCUGUAUAGCUUUUGAAGUGAUAAAUUACACGUUGGAAUUUUAAAGAAAGUAUGUUGUAAUAAUGCUGUUGUAAGUAAUAUUUUAACGUCUCUCCGGCCUGUUUUUUUAUUAUUCAGCACAUUUAUUGUGGUGAAUGUUCAUAGCAUUAUAAACUUGCUAAGCCAUUGAAAGGUAAAAGGUAACUUUUGUUUUUUUGAUUAUCAUUUUAUUGUAAAUGGAAUUAUAGUGGAGAUUGAAAAAUUCAUUUGUGAAAUAAUGCAUAAUUCAAUUUUUUCUAUGAUUUGCAAUGUUCGCUGAUAUAAAAUAAAACCUUUUCAAGCCAUGGAUGUAAUAAAACGUGGAGUAAAACCACCUCUUCUCCCCCCCCCCUCCCCCCAACGAAAAUGUUCUAAACUGGUAUUUUCUGUUUGGUAUUGGCAAGGUUAUAGUUUAUCUAAAAAUAUUAGCCCAGGAAUUGAACCCUCUUGUUGUUCUUUUGGUUUUUUGUGAGGCAGUUGGGGUUAAGUGACUUGCCCAGGGUCACAUAGCUAGUAAGUAUCAAGUGUCUGAGGUUAGAUUUGAACUCAGGUCCUUCUGACUCCAGGGCCAGUGCUCAAUUCACCGCGCCCCCCAGCUGCCCCCUCGGUAUUCUUAAUCCCUUCCUGAAAUAAAGACAUCAAAUAUAUUUGUUUUCCACCUGUAUGCACAUUUAUAUCUAAAGUUUCUUUAGUAACAUUUGAUUGAUCAGGAAGAGAGUUACAUGGCCCUCUUUUCAUACUUAACUAUUUUCCCCAUAUAUGCAGUUUUGUGAAGAGCUAACUGAAGUCAACAAAUAUCACAGCUCUUAAAAUGGAACUAAAUUUCUUCUUAAGGGACCUUGCUAAUCUUCCUUUUUUUAACCUUUUAAUCAGAAUAUUUGUUGAGCUUAAAAGUGAAAUGUGGGUUUGAGCAUAGUAAUUGUCUUGGGUUUGUCUACAUUAGUCCCAUAUUUCAGGUGGACAAGGUCCCUUGUAGCAUUGUGAAGUUAAUUCUUGGUGACUCACGUUGAUAUGAGCCAGGUUAAAGAGUCUGCAUUAGUCUAGCUACCUGUUUUUCUUUUUUCCAGGGUUAGGCAAAGAAAAAAAAGUCAGAGAUUUACAACAGAUAGCAAGUGUUAAAUAACAGCAAGCAAGAAAGGAUAAAUGAUGUUUGAAGUUGUAACACCUACCUAGCUACUCCUGAACCCCAGGAUACUCAGAUUUGGGGCAAAGGCUUAUUCAAACCAUAAAACUUUACACCACUGAAGCUAAAGGUUGAAAUUAUGGUGAUCUGCCUUUGUUUCCCUAAUUUUUUUUUUUUAAUAAUCUCACCAGAGGGAGAAGUGUCUAAAAGGGUGAUAUCACCCCAAAUCAUUUCUUGCAUUGUUGGUCAACCUUCAAGAGUUCCCACUGUACAUGCUAUAAUCACUGGGCUAAUGAGAAGUGGACUCCUUCCCAUUUGUGCUCUAAGUAACGAGGUAAAUUCACAUGUGAGUCAAAAGGCUUUAUUAGUGCUAUGUAACAAUGUAUAUGAAAACAUGAGAGAACUAUGUAAUCAGAUGCAUACUUAGUGUGUAUAUGUGUAUAUGUAUCCCUGUCUGUAUAUAUAUAUGUAAAUAGAUAUACACAUACAGGGUGUCCCAAAAGUUUUAGUGUAGUUUUAAAGUUUUAAUUACUUAAGAAAUAUAAAUGUUACAGACUUGUAAUAAAAAAAGCGGGGAGGUUAUUUGUUUUUAAAAUAUUGAUGUUUCUUAUUAAAAGUUAUAUAUAACUAUCUUGUGUUAUAUAUUGCUCUAUCCAAGUUUAUAGAAACUUUCAUCAACUGUUGCUUAAUGACAGAAAGGAUUGUAUUUGUAAUCCUAGCUCUAAGAACAUCUCAAGAACAAGUUUUUGAUGCAUACAUGACAAUUGACAUGAUCCCACAAGAAAAGGUAUAAUGAAGAUAAGGUGACCAAGCAAGAAGACUUACUCUUCCAGAUUUCUGGUCUGAGAAAGUUUCAUCCAGAAACUUUUUGAAAUAAAAAACUAAAUAUAAGAAAAAUUUGAACAAACU